Frankliniella occidentalis (western flower thrips) is the source of this 768-nucleotide messenger RNA. RefSeq names its product EKC/KEOPS complex subunit TP53RK (gene Prpk). NCBI's taxonomy places the organism in Eukaryota, Metazoa, Arthropoda, Insecta, Thysanoptera, Thripidae. Gene Ontology annotation, molecular function: protein serine/threonine kinase activity; ATP binding. The coding region runs from base 1 to 693 and encodes 230 amino acids. The record is from RefSeq and is a predicted model, not a curated record. The transcript has 2 exons. Gene Ontology annotation, biological process: protein phosphorylation. Gene Ontology annotation, cellular component: EKC/KEOPS complex; nucleus; cytosol.
AUGUCAUCAGCUUGGGAAGGUUUCGAGCUUUUCAAGCAAGGAGCCGAAGGCCGUGUUUACAAGGGCACCUAUCUAGGAAGGCCAACUAUCGUGAAAGAGCGGUUUAAAAAGUUCUACCGGCACCCAGACCUUGAUGAACAUCUGACCAAGGAACGCAUGAAAGCUGAGGCCAGAGCAAUAGCUCGAAGUAAAACUGCAGGUGUUCGAACACCAUGCCUUUACCUAGUGGACUUUGAGAGUCGACGGAUCUUCAUGGAGGAAAUUCAGGGUAGUAUCACAGUGAAGAAGUUUAUCAAUGAUACUCUAAGUGAUUGUUCUGAAGAGGACUCUUUUCGCACUAUACUUCCUGUUGCGACAGAGAUUGGUUCCAUAGUCGGAAGAUUACAUGCCAGUAAUAUAAUACAUGGCGACCUUACUACAUCAAACAUGUUAUAUUCACUUUCCACAGAAGGGCAAAUAAGUAUUACUCUUAUUGAUUUUGGACUGAGUCAUGUAGAAAAUAGUGCAGAAGAUAAAGGAGUAGAUUUAUAUGUGCUUGAAAGAGCUCUUUUGAGCACUCACUCUAAUGCGGAAAAAUUGUUUCCUCUCAUACUGCAGUCUUAUAAGAAAGUCAAUGUGAAAGAUUCAAAAUUAGUUUUAGAUAAAUUUGAAGAGGUGCGUGCUCGUGGAAGGAAACGGACCAUGGUUGGUUAACUUUCCUUGUUAAUGUAAGCUGGUGAAAUUUUCAUAUAUUCAAGCCGAAUAAAUAUUAAAAUUUUUGUCGGAGAA